AUGCGCGUAGCUGCUGCCCGCGCCGUCGCUCGCUCGCGUCUGUCCCCGCCGCUGCGCACGCCUCCACUGCUGACGACCGUGACACGUCCGCAGCUUCUGUGGCGUCUCUCUCCGUGCGCCACGCAUCUGCCGCUCCUGUCGCUAUGCGCCGCCAGUGGCUCUGUCCGCACCAAAACCAGUGAGCGCGCGUUGCGGCGCAAGAACUUGCGCAAGAUGAAGAGCCAGAAGGGCGGCGAAGUGCCGAUGCUGAAGGAUACGCUGCGCAAGCUGUACCUGCGCACGCACCCGGACCUGUUUGGACGGUACCCGGAGCAGCAGCGCGCGAACGAGGAGUCGUACAAGGAGCUGCUGGGCAUUUUGGAUGCGAUUGAGAAGCACAAUGAGUUCCCUCCUGCCAAGACGUUGGUGCUGCGGUUCUUUCUGAAGACGCCAGUCGAGGGCGAGUUCAAGGAAGUGGACCUGCAGCUGCGCACGACUGGCGGUGCUUGCAACACACUCGUGGAGGAGGCUUUGGGUCGGUUUUUCGGCGAGUGUGGUCUCCCACAGGCAUUUCAGUGGGGAGAAGGCAGCUGGGGCAAGGCUGUGGGCAAGACUGUGGUCGAGAACUCGAAUCUGGGCUUCGACAAGGAGGAAGAAGCGCGUGAGAAGGCGAGCAAGGAGGCGGAGGAGGCGAAGCGUGAGGAUGCAGGUGAGCAGCCGGAACCGGCGUUGGAUCUGGAUGAUCGUAGCGUUACGAUGGAGGAUGCAUCCAUUGAAAAGGUGCUGAGCGAACUCAACGAGGUGUUUGAGAUAAUUGCUGCAGUGCCGCUGUUGGAUGAGAAAGAGUACGGUGAGCUACGAGAUCAUUUUGAAAAGGGCGAGGGUCUUGAUGAGAUCGAUGAACGUGGCUACACGAUUAAGGCAGGCACGCACAAGAUUUGGAACGGCGAGCGCAAUCUCGAUACAAUAGUUGCCGGUGUCGACACGGAUUCAGCUUUGAUUCUACAGCGGAUCCUGUUGCACACGCUUAACAUUGACGUGAAAGUGCGCGAGAUGCUUGCGAAUGGUCGCAAAGACGCUGGCGAUGACGAGUAG
Molecule: messenger RNA, 1074 nt
Organism: Hyaloperonospora brassicae
Lineage: Eukaryota; Oomycota; Peronosporomycetes; Peronosporales; Peronosporaceae
Source: the annotation of a GenBank genome assembly